AUGCAGUACGGUGCGACAGGGGCUUACCUCGUGUUGUACACGACGUCGACGUUCGGCGGGGGUGGCGAGUGCUGGCUGCACCUUUCUGAAGCAACAACGGCUAAAGAGAAGCGCAUUGUUAUGAUUGAACGAGCCAUCAAAGCGUGGGAUCUGAUCACUGAGCGCGACGUGCGUGCAAGUUUCAUCAAGGCGUUACCGAAAUCGGAGUAG
Messenger RNA from Aphanomyces astaci, 210 nucleotides. RefSeq lists its product as hypothetical. The transcript has 2 exons. The coding region runs from base 1 to 210 and encodes 69 amino acids. NCBI's taxonomy places the organism in Eukaryota, Oomycota, Saprolegniomycetes, Saprolegniales, Verrucalvaceae. The record is from RefSeq and is a predicted model, not a curated record.